This is a messenger RNA of Fusarium oxysporum Fo47, 878 nucleotides long. Its product is annotated as cell-cycle control medial ring component-domain-containing protein. NCBI's taxonomy places the organism in Eukaryota, Fungi, Ascomycota, Sordariomycetes, Hypocreales, Nectriaceae. The record is from RefSeq and is a predicted model, not a curated record. The transcript is spliced from 2 exons. The coding region runs from base 215 to 826 and encodes 203 amino acids. Gene Ontology annotation, molecular function: protein binding. Gene Ontology annotation, biological process: post-translational protein targeting to endoplasmic reticulum membrane.
UGACGAUACCUAGGUAGUUGAUGAAGCUGGCUACUAUUGAUUAGUUCCUAUUGUUGCGAGAUAGAGGCUAGUCACAUCUUCACCAUACUUCUAGAACCCUAUACAAUCGAAAGACUCCCUUCACUAUCCUCCAACCUUCUGACCCAUACAUUCAUUAUCGUCGCUCAACCCCGCCUCCGUCGAGCUAACAGUCUACUACAACGAGGCCAUCAUCAUGUCUGAAACCGCUUUCGCCCAAACAUUUCUGGCGUCGCUAGAGUCGCGGCCUGUCCGACUCUCUGCCGACCAUGUCGAAGACCCCAAGACUUACCCUGCUCGGCCACCUUACAUCAUCCCCCGCAUGCCCAAGGCCAUGAGCAAACCCAACAACCUCGCUCCCGGUUCCGAACGAAGCAUCACUGUGUCACUCAAGUCACUUCGCAACCCUCCUCUGAGCAUCAAGCUCACUUCUCAACCCCUAGACACCUCAAUCCUGGAUAUCAAGGCCAAUAUCGAGAAGCAGACAAGGAUACCCGCCGCUAAGACUAAGUUGCUGCACAACAAGAAGCCUAUCCCUGAUAGCAAGAUUCUUAAGGACCUACUAGGCGAGACAGAUAUGUCUAUUGAGUUUACGGUUAUGGUUAUCGGAGGUGCCGCUGCUAUUCCACCAGAAGAGCCUGAGGCCACCCCUGAGGCCCAACCCGUAGGCGCCCAAGCCUUACAGACGGAGGCCUUCUGGAGUGACCUGAAAGGAUUCUUGAUGCAACGACUAAAGGACGAAGCUGAGGCCGAACGUCUCUCUGAGCUUUUCAAAUCAAGUUGGGAGUCGAGUCAAGCAAAUCCAUAGAAGGUGACGAUGUUUAGAAGCAAUGAGAGCAUGACAGAGACACAUGAAUAGA